AUGGCUUCUGGUCAAAAUGUAAAUAGAACCGUCGAAAAUAAUGUGAUCACUUUGAAUGAUUCCGAUGAAGAAACGGAAGACAGCAAUCCAUUAAGUACAAGUAGUUCAAGUGCCUCCUUGAAUCUUUGUAGAGUCUGCGGAGCCGAAAAAGCCGCCCAACACUAUGGAGCUCUCAGUUGUGUCGGAUGUAAAGGAUUUUUCCGUCGAGCACUUCUCAAGGCGGAUCAGUUGGAAUGUGCGGCGAAUGGAGAGUGUACAGUUAGUGUUUUGCAACCACGUAAACCCACAACUACCGUAGCCUCAUGUGACCUAACUGAUCGUCGCAGGACCACAAAAACACUUGAGGAAUGGAUGAAGAAGAUGACAGUUGACAUGAGAACUAUACUCAUGACUUUGUUGAAUAUUGAGACAAAAGUUAUGAAAGGAGACACUCAGCAGGAGGCAUCGAAGUUGUAUCCACUAAAAGGGAUUGAUAAAUUGAGGAAUAUUGUGGAGACACCGAUUAGUUUGAAGGGAAAACGAACGGAAAUGAGAUAUGAAACAUAUCGAAUGGCUGGAAAUGAUGAGUUGUGUGCGAUUGCGUAUAGGAGAUUGAUUGCGGCUAUUGAUUGGGUCGAGAGCUUAUCGCCAUUGUUGGGACACUUAACCGUGGAUGAUAAGAUAGCACUCAUAAAAUCCUCCUUCGCUCCCCUGAUGGUCUUCAACUUCUGCGCCAGGACCGCUGAAGCCUGCCAAGACGUCUCUGUAAUUUUGCAUAUUCAUCUUGGAAACGGGCUUGUCGAACGGGCGCUCAAUGAACUCGUAGCGGUUUACAGGGAGUAUGGAAUGAGAGAAGAGGAAAUAGUCUGUGUGAAUGCAAUGAUUUGUUUGAAUCCCCUGGCGAAGGAUGUGUCGGAUUCACUUUUUGAGAAGAUAGUGGAGUUGAGAAAUCGAAUAGCGGAUUGCUUGUUUUCAAUUGUCAAGGAAGUUAGGUUAAGCCCCACACCGAAUGUUUGCUAUGGGCAUAUUCUGUUGUCGUUGGCUACUGUUACGGAACUAGCCAACGCGAUGAGCGAGAAUCUCCAAUUCGCUCAAACAUUUUCGAAUCAAGGUGAAAUUCCUUUGUUGACUGAUCUGUUCGGAUGCUUCACUGUUGAACCAUUUUUCAAGGAAGUCGAUGAGUUGGCAGCGUUGAGUCUGGAAAAGGCGUUGACUGAGAAGAAGGAAAUUAGUACCCAGACUGAUCGAGUUCCACCCCCGAGGGCUUUGUUGAAACGGCAAGCAACUAUAGACGAGGAGAGUGAAGAACCUGCCCGACAGAACUUCCGACUUCUACAACCACCGAAUAAUUUCUAUAUUACGGAAAUGUUGGAUGAUUUGAGAGCACCGUCCUCCUCUAUUUCCCUCUCCUCCCCAGAUGAAUACCAUCCCACCAGCACUGCACCAAUGAACAAUCACGCCGAGAAUCAUCUGAUGGGCCUGAAUUAUGAUGCAUCUACGAUACAGAAUGGUGUGAGCAGUAAUGGAGUUGCUCAUCCUCCUACAGUACCUACAGUACCACCGGUCGCUGCGAGACCAGUCUACGAUCAGCAACCAUCGUGUUCCAAUCAGAAUCCGUCAACAUUUUAUAACUUCCCCCCUCCACCCGGUUAUCCACCUCUUAACGCUGGUUAUACUCCAAAUAUCAACUAUCCUCAACUCUAUCAACAACCCCAAUAUUACAAUUUUCCCGCUCAAAAUGUAGAUCAAACUUACCCAUAUUCUCAAGACAUUCCCCCACCUCAACCAUAUUUCUACAACCAAAACCCACAAAAUUAUCCACAUCAUCAUAACAAUUUUCAGAAUCAAUACGCGUCUUGA
This is a messenger RNA of Caenorhabditis remanei, 1839 nucleotides long. RefSeq lists its product as uncharacterized. The record is from RefSeq and is a predicted model, not a curated record. Gene Ontology annotation, molecular function: zinc ion binding; sequence-specific DNA binding; DNA-binding transcription factor activity. Lineage: Eukaryota; Metazoa; Nematoda; Chromadorea; Rhabditida; Rhabditidae. Gene Ontology annotation, biological process: regulation of DNA-templated transcription. The transcript has 10 exons. The coding region runs from base 1 to 1839 and encodes 612 amino acids.